Cylicostephanus goldi is the source of this 702-nucleotide messenger RNA. NCBI's taxonomy places the organism in Eukaryota, Metazoa, Nematoda, Chromadorea, Rhabditida, Strongylidae. The record is from the annotation of a GenBank genome assembly.
UCGCUGACAACGAUAGACGAACACACUUUUGCUUCACUUCGCCAUCUAACUACUUUGGAUUUGGCUUACAAUAAUUUGAAAAAGAUUGGAAAGAAAACUUUCCUUCACCAAGACAAGCUAUUUUGGCUGGAUUUGUCUAACAAUCGACUUACGUCCUUCGAAGAAGGAACUUUCGAUACGAAAAUCGCCAAUAUCCUCUUGGAUGGGAACGAUUUGGUAUGUGACGACUCGUUUGACUGGUUUGUGCGGUAUUUAGUCACCAACCGAGUGCGGACGUUUUUGCCAUUCCAGCCUGAGAUUACUUGUGCUGGGCCGGAAAAGUACGCUGGCGUGAGACUCAAAGAUCUAAUGAUGAAGAAGGCCAACGACACGUUGAAUGAAGGAAUGAGAACUCUUGGAAUAGGCGAUCAAAGCCAGAGAUCCUUGAUUUCUUCGCUGAUCCCAGGUUUGCGACCUUCUCAAACUGCUAUGGAUAGUGCAGCUCUCGAAAAAGCGGCUGCAGGGCUUCCAAUUCUAUCCACUCUGACUCAGGCAAUACCACCAAUGCGAAAUAUGCCAGCCUUAGAAGCAGGUGGAACGGCUGCGAGGCACGCUGUGAAUCCUCAGCUGAAUAGAGCCCUCGAACAGGUAAAAAUGCAUAAGUAUAAACACUGGCAAAAAGAACAUAUGCUUAACUAUCGUGGUGAUCUAAUCACAUACUGA